GCUUCCUUUCUUAGCUGGAUAUAUAUAUAUAUAUAAAUUUAUUUUCUUUUAAUUUUCUGUUACUUUGUUUUGAAAUCUGUUCGAUUCCUCUGUAGGGUGGUUUGGUUGGUUGCUGCAAAUUCAUCUUUGGAUCUGUGGCAGCUAAACCAAGCUUUAAAGGUUAAUUUGCAGACUUGGGCUGAAAGAGGAAGAAUUUGGUCUGGGAAUCCGUUUUUUAUUUUUAGAAUUAUUAUUAAAGAUAGCUUUACUUUGUUUGACUAAAGAUUGAAUUGUGGGUGACCUGGUUGGGAUUUUGCAUGAGUGAAUUUUUGGGAAUUGGGAAAUAGAUUUUGGUAGAGGUUGGGAAAUUGAUAAGGAGAGAUGGAGAGGAUUUUGGCAGUGGUGGAUAUGGAGAAUCAAGUCGGAGGGCAGUCGUUACUCAGUACCAUCAAGAUUGCAGUACUGCCCAUAGCAAAGGUUUUUACAGUAUGUUCUUUGGGUCUUCUUAUGGCUUCCAAGUAUGUUAACAUCUUGCCGGCAAAUGGAAGGAAGCUCUUGAAUGGGCUCGUUUUCUCGCUUUUGCUUCCAUGUUUGAUAUUCUCUCAACUCGGACAAGCGAUCACUUGGGAGAAAAUGCUCGAGUGGUGGUUUAUUCCUGCGAAUGUAUUUCUUGGUAGCAUAUCAGGCUCAAUCAUAGGUUAUAUAACCGCAUCCAUCGUCCGUCCACCAUACCCAUACUUCAAGUUCACAAUUGUACAAAUUGGAAUUGGAAAUAUUGGGAAUGUGCCGCUUGUUCUGAUUGCAGCUUUAUGUAGAGACCCAUCCAACCCUUUUGGUGACUCGACAACAUGUAGCACAAAUGGGACUGCCUAUAUUUCGUUUGGCCAGUGGGUUGGUGCAAUCAUCCUUUACACAUAUGUAUUUAAUAUGUUGGCCCCCCCUCCGGAGGGCACCUUUGACAUUGAUGAGGAAACUCUCCCAAUCAAGAGCCCUAGUGAUGGAGAGACACUUGGACAAGUUCCUUUGCUUACACAUGAAGACCAUGAAGACCAAGAAGAAGAGGAAGAGCAAAAAAAUGUAGAGCAAGUUGUAGAAGUCAACUCAAAUUCUUCAGAGAAAUCCAAGAUUACAGAAUUGUUGAUGUUUUUCUAUGAGAAAUUGAAGCUCAAACAACUUCUUCACCCCCCUAUAAUAGCUUCUGUCCUAGCCAUGGUACUUGGAGCAAUACCAUUUUUAAAGAAACAGAUCUUCGAAUCUGAUGGUCCAUUUUUCUUCUUCACUGACAGCUGCACUAUCCUUGGGGACGCCAUGAUUCCAUGCAUUCUUUUGGCAUUAGGCGGCAACCUUAUCAAUGGCCCAGGAAGUUCCAAACUUGGUCUACGAACAACUGCUGCUAUUAUAUUUUCACGGUUGGUCUUGGUCCCCCCGGUAGGACUUGGGAUUGUAACAUUGGCCGAUAAGCUCGGUUUCCUCCCUGAUGGUGAUAAGUUGUUUCGUUUUGUCCUACUGCUCCAGCACACAAUGCCAACAUCUGUUCUUGCUGGUGCUGUUGCAAAUUUAAGAGGCUGUGGAAGAGAGGCUGCUGCUGUCUUGUUCUGGGUUCAUAUAUUUGCGGUGUUCUCCAUGGCUGGGUGGAUUGUUCUGUACCUCAACAUACUCUUCUAAAAACAUCCGAAAUUGGAAGUGGUCGCUGGCGCCACACUUACUCAUCUCUCUCUGCCUUCGGCUAUUAAAUUUUUUGGCAUAUCAAUAUAUAUAGCUAAUGGUACAAGUUAAGCUUGGAAAUUCAUUCUUGUAAUGGAAAAGAGGUGUCAACCUGUUUCACCGUGAACUGAGAGGAGCACCGGUGAAUGGUGUCUGUGGACAGCUAGCCUUUUCGUCCAAAAUAUUUAGGUCUGUAGAAGGUCCAGUUGUCUUCUUCAUUAGGAGGUGCCUGUAAAUGUUUACGUUCUCCAAGUAUUAACGGGGUGUUAGUGUUAUUGCUAGCUACAUUACGCCCUACCUAGUUGUAAAGUGGAAUUAAUUAUUUAUUGUUCAAUCGGAGGUCACCUGCGACCUGCCCCCUCUUCCUCUA
Rosa rugosa (rugosa rose) is the source of this 2053-nucleotide messenger RNA. Its product is annotated as protein PIN-LIKES 6. Lineage: Eukaryota; Viridiplantae; Streptophyta; Magnoliopsida; Rosales; Rosaceae. The transcript has 11 exons. Gene Ontology annotation, biological process: endoplasmic reticulum to cytosol auxin transport. Gene Ontology annotation, cellular component: membrane. The record is from RefSeq and is a predicted model, not a curated record. Bases 361 to 1644 code for a protein of 427 amino acids.